AAGCGCCGAACCGAGGCGGGGCCGCAGUUCCUUUCAGGCUUCGCUUGACGAGCAGACGGAGUCGGAGCCGCCAGCGCCGAGAAGGAAGGAGCAGCCGCCGCAGCAGCCCCGAGAGCACCGACGCCGCGUGUUUCGUUUUCUCCUCCUCCUCUCCUCCCUCUCCUUACAGCACUAUGGCAUCUGGCGUAGCUGUUUCUGACGGCGUUAUCAAGGUCUUCAACGACAUGAAGGUCCGCAAGGCGUCCACCCCAGAAGAGGUGAAGAAGCGCAAGAAAGCUGUGCUUUUCUGCCUGAGCGAAGACAAGAAGAACAUCAUCCUGGAGGAGGGGAAGGAGAUCUUGGUGGGGGAUGUGGGGGACACCAUCGAUGACCCCUACCUCCACUUCGUCAAGAUGCUGCCGGAACGCGACUGCCGCUAUGCCCUCUACGACGCCACCUACGAGACCAAGGAAAGCAAAAAGGAGGACCUCGUCUUCAUCUUCUGGGCGCCUGAGAGUGCCCCUCUGAAGAGCAAGAUGAUCUAUGCCAGUUCUAAGGAUGCCAUGAAGAAAAAACUUACAGGGAUCAAGCACGAAGUGCAAGCAAACUGCUACGAGGAAGUGAAGGACCGCUGCACCCUGGCGGAGAAGUUGGGCGGCAGUGCCGUAAUCAGCUUGGAGGGCAAGCCCUUGUGAGCCCCCCAUCUCUGUCGUGCCAGCGUCUCCGGAGCUUCCAUGUUAAUGGCCCUGUGCUACCAUUUUUGGGGGGGUUGGUGGGCGGGACGUAGGGUGGGUUCUCUGUUUUUUAGUUAGGUUCCGGUUUUCUGCCUUUUCACUUUUUACACCCCCCUCCGCCCCGGUGUUCCCCUCUUAUGUAAGAAAAAAAAGUAGCUGUCCCAACCUUGCAGCUGCUGUUCAAACUUGCCAAACCAGCUACAAGUCCCUCUGCUUCACCCCGGAAGCCCAGCCUUUCGGCCGACAUUCCUUGGGGCCCCACUCCUUGGCUGCCUCCUUCAUCCCUGUGGGACCACCGGCUUCCUUCAUUCCAGCUUUGGGACCACUCUCCAGCAGGAUUCACUCCUGGCCAAGGCUUGAAUAUGGGGUGGUUGGGAGUGAGGGCAAGGGAGGAGGGCAUCUAAAGGCAGAGUGGGGGGGGGUUCUCCAGGGCCCUUCAUUCCAGAGUUAGCCCAUCAUUCCUGGUGUGUAAAUUUUUUUUUAUCGCUCUGUAUGUGUGUCUUUUUUUGGAAAACAAUGUGGAAUGGCAGUGGUGUCCCCGCCCCCCACUCCUUUUCCCUCCCUGUGACCCCCACCCCCCACCCUCUUUACCGCCAUAGUGGCUUCGUGCUUGUCCGUAGUACUGUGUAUAAAAGAUAUUGUGGAGAAAGUUGCGCCCAUCUCAAUGUUGGGGGUGGAAUUAACAAAAUAUGGAAGCAGCACCAAUGACCUUCAAUAAAAAAAAAAAAAUAAUGCUAA
Molecule: messenger RNA, 1451 nt
Organism: Rhineura floridana
Lineage: Eukaryota; Metazoa; Chordata; Lepidosauria; Squamata; Rhineuridae
Gene: CFL1
Product: cofilin 1
Exons: 4
Coding region: 174-674 (166 amino acids)
Biological process (GO): actin filament severing; cell motility; actin filament fragmentation
Cellular component (GO): cytoplasm; actin cortical patch; actin cytoskeleton
Molecular function (GO): actin filament binding
Source: RefSeq, a predicted model, not a curated record